CGAUAUUUAAAUACUGAUUAACCAGACUAAACGACUUACAAAUAUUUCCGAGGUAGUCACAGCGAUAGGUGAUACAAACCAACAAAGCUCAUCACGAACUCCCAUUUUGCCCGAAACAGACGACGCUUUCCAUGCACAACGGCAUAAAGGAAGACUAACACAGAAGAGCCUGAAAAAUGUCAGGCAAGGAAAAAGUGGUGAUCGUCACGGGUGCCAAUAGUGGACUGGGGUUUGCAGUCAGCCAGUUACUGUGUGCUGAACAGUAUGAUGUUAUACUGGCCUGUCGCUCAGAGAAGAAUGGCAAUGACGCGGUGGCGAAAAUAAUCAAAGAAUUUCCUGAAGCCAAGGCUACAUUUAUGCAGCUUGACCUCGCUGACAUGUCCUCUAUCAGAGGGUUUGUGGAAAAAUUCCUGGCGUCUGGCAAACCUCUGGAUAUCCUCAUCAACAAUGCUGGCCUCUCCAAGGACUUUGCCGACACGGAGCGUCAUGUGACAAAGGACAACUUUGAGAUGACAAUGGGAACAAAUCAUUUAGGUCAUUUCUUGUUGACCAACCUCCUGUUACCAGCACUGAAGGAUCGAGCGAAGGAGACACAGGACAUCAGAAUUGUGGUUGUCACCUCCGGCCUGCAUGAUAUCAAGAUGAAGGGAUCGGGGAGGAAGGAAUUGCGUCCCAUGUCCCUUGACAACUUGAUGCUUGAUGAAGAAGGCACUUAUAAUGGUGGCCAAGCUUACAAGGACUCCAAGUUGGCUAAUAUUCUAUUUACCUACGAGCUAGCUCGUCAGCUGGAGGGUACAGGUCUCACUGUCAACUGUCUUUGUCCAGGAUUUAUUCCCGACACCAAUUUUAUCCGUAACGCCAAUGGGUUCGCAAAGUUUAUGCUGCGCACUAUUCUGAAGCCUAUUUUCUGGCUGAAAAACACAACGCGUACAGUGGAACAGGGAGCUACAGCAAUCAAAGACCUGGCUACUAAUGAGAGUCUGAAAGGUGUAAGUGGGAAGUAUUUCCGUGACAUGAAGGAAGCAGUGUCCUCCGAAGAAUCCCAGGAUAUGGAGUUACAGAAGGGCCUGUGGGCAGCCAGUGCCAAGUACUGUGAACUGGAGACGACCAACUAGGCUCAGAGCUAGAGGAACGGAGGGGAGGGGGAGCGGAGGGACCACCUGCAGAUUGCAGGUGUCAAAAAGCAGACUACAGGUUUCCGCAUGCAGGCUACUGGUGUCAACAUGCAGACUACAGGUGUCAACAUGUGAAGUACAGGUCUUAAAAUACAAACUACAGAUGUCAACAUACAGACUACAGGUGGUAAAAUAUUGACUACAAAAUGUCAACAUGUGGAUUACGGGUAUGAAUAUUUGAAAAACAAAUAUCAUGAAAGAUGUUAAUGCUGACAUGGCAACUAUGUAAUUUACCUCCAAAACAAUGCUUUCCUUAUUUUUCUACAUGUUAUUUUAAUGCAAUAACACAAUUGUAUUCAUUUGGGCUGAUGGUGGCUCAUUUACUCCUCAUAACACAGUUUUAUACAUUUGGGCCUAUGAUAACUCAUUUACUGUUCAUAACACAACUGUAUACAUUUGGGCCUAUGGUGGCUCAUUUACUCCAUAUAACACAACUGUAUACAUUUGAGUCAUGGUGGCUCAUUUACUCCUCAUAAUAGGACUGUAUACAUUUGGGCCUAUGAUGGCCCAUUUACUGCCCAUAACACGACUGUAUACAUUUGGGCUGAUGGCAGCCCAUUUACUCCUCAUAACACAACUGUAUACAAUUGGGCCAGUGCUGGCUCAUUUACUCCUCCUAACACAACCAUUCAUUUUGGCCUGUGAUGGCUCAUUUACUCAUAAAACAACUGUAUACAUUUGGGCCGAUGGUGGCUGACUUACUCUACAUAACACAACUAUACAUUUAGGCCUAUGGUGGCUUAUUUAGUAUACACAGAAAAUUGCUGUAAUUACUUUUCACUCUUGGGAUGUGCUAUCUACAUGACAACUGUAUACAUUUGAGCCUGUGGUGACUCAUUUACUCCUCAUAACACAACUGUAUACAUUUGGGCCAUUGGUGGCUCAUUUACUCAUCAUAACAACUGUAUACAUUUGGGCCUAUGAUGGCUCAUUUACUCCUCAUAACAUGACUGUAUACAUUUGGGCUGAUGGUGGCUCAUAUACUCCUCAUAACACGACUGUAUACAUUUGGGCCGAUGGUGGCUCAUUUACUCCUCAUCACACAACUGUAUACAUUUGGGCCUGUGAUGGCUCAUUUACUCCUCAUCACACAACUGUAUACAUUUGGGCCUGUGAUGGCUCAUUUACUCCUCAUCACACAACUGUAUACAUUUGGGCCUGUGAUGGCUCAUUUACUCCUCAUCACACAACUGUAUACAUUUGGGCCUGUGAUGGCUCAUUUUCUCCUCAUAACACAACUGUAUACAUUUGGGCCGAUGGUGGCUCAUUUACUCCUCGAAACACAAUUGUAUACAUUUGGGCCUGUGAUGGCUCAUUUACUCCUCAUAAUACAACUGUAUACAUUUGGGCCUGUGAUGGCUCAUGUACGCCUCAUAACACAACUGUAUACAUAUGGGCCUAUGAUAACUCAUUUAUAACAACUGUAUACAUUUGGGCCCAUGUUGGCUCAUUUGCUCUACAUAACACAUCUAUACAUUUACGCCUAUGGUGGCUCGUUUACUAUACACAGAAAAUUGCUGUAAUUACUUUUCACUCUUGGGAUGUGCUAUCUGCAUUCAUGAAUGCACUCAACUUGCAUUUAAAUACAUAUAAAUAAACAAAUUAAGAAGGAAACUGUCAGAUCAGCCAUAACGUAAAUAUAAAGUCCAGUGUCUGUAAACUGUAGACGAGAAAAGUUUGCUUUUUUGACGAGUUUUUGAUCAGAAACUCAGAAACAAUAAUUAGAUCUGUGUUCUGUUAGUGAGAGGACAGAAUUCCGAGAAAUACAAUGACAUUAUUGGUUGUGACUCGUAUACACAAAUUACACAACACCCCCUGUUGGCCAUCACAUCGCAGUAGGCAUAGAGAGCGAGAUGCAUACAUUGUACGGAAAUUUACUGAAGGUUAUACAAUAUUACCCCCUGAGUCUGAAGAGUUCAGGGUGCAGCUAGCCAAACUUAGCGGCCAUCAGGUAUUUGUAUUAAUACUGGAUCACAAAAAAACUUUAAAAGUCUUGAAUCCAGUCAAGAGAAGCCUUUAAAGUGCCAAUUUUUUAGCUCACUUGAACGAUGCAAGGAGAGGUAUAGUGAGAGGGAGAUCAGAGGCUGGCGGUGGCGUUGUCCAGUUUUGUUGAAGUUUUUGGCCAGUCAUAGGGUUGCAGUUACCACCCAUACCCAAUUGCCAAGUGCAGUGCGCAAUUUGCGUAUUGAAGACCUCUGAGGUAAAUUUGUGCGUGAAAUCCCACAGUGUCUUUUACCACUGCAAUGAUUAACGACUCCAUAACAGACGAAGUCUCUGCUCUGCAAUCCUUACACAUACUGUAGACCAUCAUAUCUGUAACAGGGUAAUGUUUGGCCUUUCUUGUUGAUUUAAUGGCAAGAUCUUAACACUGUCUAAUUAGAUAAUAAUAUCUAUGUAUGACAAUGUCCAUUAUUCUUCUUCAUUUUGGUUUCGAGGUCAGUGUUUGAGCGUAUCACAUGGCUUGAACAUUAUGCAUUUUUAUCACCUGCUCAAUCAGGUGAGCCACCGGUGUUCUCUGAAUGCCUUGUUUUUAGAGUGAACAUCAUCUAAGAGUUCCCAAGCUAUAAAUGUACAUUUAAGGUAGAAAUAUUUUCCAUAUCUAAACAUCUGUUCCAGAUGUGCUGCUCUUGUUUGGCUUCUAUUGUCAUAUUUGAACCCUCGGGAUAUUAUUUUACCGAACACUGUAACUACUCAGAAGUUUUUGAUAUUACAUAACAAAACAGGAGAUUACACGUCAGGAUUGCUUUCGGUUUGGUUAAAGUGUCCCCCCCCCCCCAACAAACCCCC
Liolophura sinensis is the source of this 3962-nucleotide messenger RNA. Its product is annotated as retinol dehydrogenase 13-like. The record is from RefSeq and is a predicted model, not a curated record. NCBI's taxonomy places the organism in Eukaryota, Metazoa, Mollusca, Polyplacophora, Chitonida, Chitonidae. Bases 177 to 1115 code for a protein of 312 amino acids. The transcript is spliced from 8 exons.